AUGGAAAAGGGAGAUCCGAAGAAAUUAUAUAGUUAUGAAAAUAUUGAAGCCAGUGUUUCGUACAAUCCAAUGAAUUUUUUUGAGAAGAAACCGAAGAGAAGUUAUUCUAUCGAAAAUUUAGAUAUGAGUCAACUUGACUUUCUAGUGAAUGAAAUGAUGAUCAUCACUGCACAGUAUAAGAUCAUUAAGAAGAUUUCAAAUGAAGAUGAUUUUCUUCAUAUGAAAAUCAGAUUUCAUGCAGUUGUUGUAAAGGACCCUGAAGAAUUAUGGUCACUUGUGAAGAUUAAAAGAGUUAUCAAUAUUUCAAAGGAUGUGAUGUUUGAGAAUAUGAUACAGAAUUUUAGGUAUCAUGUUGUAGGAGCGAACAAUCAAGCUUGUGAUUUCUUAGUGCCUGACUUUCCUUUGAUGAAUCUGAAUGAUUUGAUUCAAGUUGCCCUCAUUUUAAAAGAUAUGGAUUCCUCGGAACUCCAACGAACUAACAAAGAGGUUUUAAGGCUUCGACUAGGCCACAUCAAAAUCUUCAUAGACAAUUACUUUGAUUGUCUAGCAUUAACAGAUGUAGAGUUGGCAUCAGCUUUAGGAAAAGAAGUGAAAGUUGAAAUGAAAGCAACGAAGUCUCAAGCUGAACUAAAGAAGUGUUCGGAUGGAGAGAUAUGUUUGAAGCCAUUCGGGAUUGUGUUUUUGGGAAAAGACAAGAAGGGGAAAGCAAAGAGAAAUUCGAAAAUGAACAGACUUGAUUCGAAGAAAAACUAUGCCGAUUUUAAAAACCACCAUGAUUCCAAAAUCAAUGCUGAUCCUCAUCCUCCGGGAGAUGGUGGUGGUGAUAAUCUGCCACCGCUUCCUGCAGGUUCUGAACAACCGGAGAGACAACCAUCUCAUAAUGGCAACAAGGUUUACAAGAGUGGCCCGUUAUUUUUGUCAUCAAAAGGGAUUGGUUGGACUUCUUGGAAGAAAAGGUGGUUUAUAUUAACCGAAACCUCAUUGGUCUUCUUCCGAAGUGAUCCAAAUGCAUCACCUCAAAAGGCGGGGGAUUCGAAUCUGACCCUUGGUGGCAUAGACCUCAACAGUUCAGGCAGUGUUGUUGUGAAAGCAGAUAAGAAACUAUUGACAGUGCUAUUCCCUGAUGGUGGUGAUGGAAGAGCUGUUACUCUCAAGGCGGAAACUUCUGAGGAUUUAUUUGAGUGGAAAGAUGCAUUGGAAGCAGCUUUGUCAAAUGCCCCAAGUGCAGGGAUAGAGCAAGGACAAACUGGGACACCAAAAAACGAAAAGGGUGAUACCCAUGAUGGUUCUCAGGAACAGUCAAAAGACGAAAAAACAAAAUCAAUCGUACUAGGUCGACCCAUCUUACUUGCAUUGGAAGAUAUAGAUGGAACUCCAUCUUUCUUAGAGAAAGCACUUUGUUACGUAGAAGACUUUGGUGUCAAUGUAGAAGGAAUCUUGCGACAAGCUGCAGAUGUUGAUGAUGUUGAGCAUCGCAUUCGAGAAUAUGAACAAGGAAAAAUGGAGUUUACUGCAGAUGAGGAUGGACAUGUUAUAGGUGAUUGUAUAAAGUAUGUUCUCCGUGAGAUGCCAUCACCACCAGUCCCGGCAUCUUGUUGUGCUGCUUUAUUAGAAGCAUAUCGAACCGAUCGAGCCACUAAAGUCGGUGCCAUUCGUGCAGCCAUUUGUGACACAUUCCCAGAACCAAAUCGUCGGUUAUUACAAAGGAUAUUGAUAAUGAUGGAAGCUGUUGCUGAAAACAAGACGGUGAACCGAAUGAGUGUUUCGGCAGUUGCCGCCUGUAUGUCACCAUUACUUCUUCGACCGCUUUUGGCCGGUGAAGUUGACCUCGGAAAGGGACCGGACAUGGGUGGCGAUGGGUCUGUUCAACUUCUACAGGCGGCUGCAGCCGCCAAUCAUGCUCAAGCAAUUGUUAUCAUCCUCAUAGAGGAAUACGAUAAAAUAUUCGGGGAAGAAGACAUGUUAAGUGAUCUAUACUCGGACUCAGAUGAAUAUGGAAGUGAGAGUGAAGAGGUUAGUGAUGAGUAUUAUGAAGAGGAUGAAGACGAUGAGGAUGUGGAUGUUGAAAAUAGAUCCGAGCAUUCUUGUUCAUAUGAAGAUUCCGAGAGUGUUAGUUAUAGUGAGAGUGGAGAUGAUGAUCACAGCAAGGGUUCUGUUAGCUCAAAUUCUUUCAUUAUCAAGAAACCCAAACGAACUAACGUAAAUGUUGAUAAGACAAAAAUAAAGAAGGGAUCACCCUUGGAAAGCAUUGAUUUAGUAACCGAACAACAAGCUGAAAUUUUGAGGCUUGAGGCUGCCAAAAUUAAAUUGAAAGAGAGAAUUGAAGCAGAGGCCAAAAGAAAUACAGUUUUGAAAGAAGAUUUGGUGAAAAAGAAGAAUUCUUUAGAGGCGCGCCGUGUCUCUUUAGCAGAAGGGGUGUCAAGAUUAGAGGAAGAGUUGCAGAAGGAGAAAGCGUCACAAGGAGCUAUACAAUCUUCUGUUGAUACAAAUGCAGAUCCAGACGAUACCCAUCAGGUAGUGGCUGAUGAUUCUGGAUUACAAAAUCAACCUCGAGAACAAAGCUCCGGUUCCCAACCACUUUCUCCUGAUGUUGGAAAAGUAAAAGAUAAAGAGAAGGAUCGUUUAUCUAAAACUACUUCCCAUAGGAGAAAGGAGACACAUUCUAGCAAGGAACACGUUGAUAAAAAUCCAUUUCAUUCAUUUUCAAGUAAGCAUCCUGAACGGAGUAUAAGCAAGUGUACAAGCUCCAGAAGGCCCCCUUCAAAAGCUGAGGCAGCCAAUACAACUUCAGCUUUGUCCAAAAUAACAAACCGACUCAAUUUUCUGAAAGAAAAACGAACACAAAUAGCUGAUGAUCUGCAGAAUGUGGACAAAGAUUGUAAAACUCAUAAACAGCAGCAUAAAGGGAGUAAAAAAUGGUCAGAAUCUCCUCCAAUACCUGAUGAAUCUCACAUACAAUCAUCAGAUAAAGGAAAAGAAAGCUCUUUUCAACAAAAGGAAACUUCUAUGGAUAAAGGAAGAUCUGAAGAUCAAUCAACACACUCCAGAUGAUCCCAAGAAAGUUUUUUUUUUUCUUGAUUUUUUUCGGGUAAAACGAUUACUGUGUUGAUAUAUAUUAGAUGGGUUUUGUAAGCAAAAGUUUAUUAAAAGACUGCUAAUUUAAGUGAUUAAGGAUAUGAAUGAAGAUCUGUACAACUCACAUGAAAGGAAACAUGAAGUCUGGAGAAGUUUGAUUGACUGUUUUUGAUCGGUUUUUGUGAUUUUAAUGAUGGGAAUUUGUGGAUUAGUGAUUUUUUCUGUAAUUAAUAAUACUCCGUUUGUAAAUUCAACUAUUUAUUUUUAUUUUUUUAAUGUUUUUAAUGUGGACCUUCUAGUUUGAUGAUUAAGGCGCUAUUCAUUUUUUUGAAUCUCCGUUGGUUUCUAAAUUAACCCGUAUGGGCCAUUUUCUCCUCAAGAGCUUUCAUUUUUAGCAGAAGAUCUGGAUUUGAGCUUCUUAUUGCUAUCAUUAUUUUUCUGUAUGUUAGGUCAAUUUCGUUUUUUCAUAUAUGGAGGUUUUGUUUGUUUCAAGUAAAAAGCCUUAAGUUUUGUGGAAAAUGUCGGUUUUACCUUACGACAGAAUUUAGGUUCGUUUAUGCUGCAAAGUUGUAAAAAAAAGUUCAUAUUUUGUCAUUUUUAUGGGUUGAGUCGGUCUUAUGUACGGGUGGCAAGCCAGAUGUGCGCUGAUUAGGAUCUAUUGCUGACAUGCACUAUUUUAAAAAUCAGAUCGGACUAGUUGGUUCAACCGGAAACCCGUCAGAAAACCAGUUUAUUUAUCCUAAAAACCCACCUGUUUUAAAAACCAGAAAAAUCCACCGGUUUAAUCAAAACCG
This is a messenger RNA of Lactuca sativa (garden lettuce), 3869 nucleotides long. Its product is annotated as rho GTPase-activating protein REN1. Gene Ontology annotation, biological process: signal transduction. The record is from RefSeq and is a predicted model, not a curated record. Lineage: Eukaryota; Viridiplantae; Streptophyta; Magnoliopsida; Asterales; Asteraceae.